UGACCUGCCGCCUGCCGUCUUCUGUGACGCCUUCGCCUUCCUCUUAGCCGCCUAUCAGGCCUAUCAGCGAGCAAUCAUCAAACCAAACUAUGUCUUUCUCCGAUUUCGAUGCCAUCUACGAGGAUGAGCAGCUGGAGGAGUUGGAGCACUUUCAGGAUCAAUCGGUGGCGCCAGUGCCCGAGCCCAUCAUUAUUCGGGGCGCAGGCAAUAUGACUGUAUUUGGUCUGAGCAAUCGCUUCAAUUCGGAGUUUCCAUGCGGCCUGCUGUCGCGCGUGGCCCCCGAGGAGUUCAAGGCGACUGUGGGUCGCAUCAAUGGAGUUCUGAAGAAAUCCCUGCCCGUCAAUGUCAAGUGGCUCUUCUGUGGCUGCGUCUGCUGCUGUUGCACGCUCGGCUGCUCCCUCUGGCCCGUCAUCUGUCUCAGCAAACGCACACAGCUCACUCUGGACAAACUGUUCGAAUGGGAGAAUAAUCAUCUAUAUCAUAAGCUGGGCCUGCACUGGCGACUGCAUAAGCAACAAUGUGAUUCCAAUUCCAUGAUGGAGUAUGUUAUUUUAAUUGAAUUUAUACCCAAAACGCCCAUCUAUAGGCCGGACUAGAUAGGGGCUCCUCUCUCUCUCCCCCAAUCAAGCGCCGCACAGGACAGGGAGCAGAGCCAAUGGGAUCGGGGGGCACACGUAAUGGUAAUUGUAAAAUAAAACACUAGCUGCUAACAAAACAAAAAACACAAACACACACCUUGCUUUAGGCCUAACCAGAAUUGUAAACUAACCCGCGAUCAGGCGAAAGAGAGAGCACAAAAAGGGGGCAUGGCAUUAACUAGUUUAGUGCAUUCGCAGAUUGUCAUUUUAAGCCUAGUAAUAUUUAAUAUUUAGUUUAAACAAAUUUUGGGAAACAUUCUAGAACUAAGAACAAUUGAUUUUUUUCUUUUCAAUGUUUGUUUUUCAAACUAAUGCAAUACUUACGAGUAAAUAUACUUCAUGUAUUUCUUGUUAGGAAACUUUAAUUGAAUUUGGUCUGUAACGUAGCCUAGAAAGGAAUCCAUCAAAUUAUAAACAAUAUUGGUUAGUUCCUUCUGUGGACAGCAUAUCAUUCA
Drosophila miranda is the source of this 1093-nucleotide messenger RNA. RefSeq names its product cysteine-rich hydrophobic domain-containing protein 2. The coding region runs from base 90 to 596 and encodes 168 amino acids. Lineage: Eukaryota; Metazoa; Arthropoda; Insecta; Diptera; Drosophilidae. The transcript has 3 exons. The record is from RefSeq and is a predicted model, not a curated record.